This is a messenger RNA of Vespa mandarinia (Asian giant hornet), 3510 nucleotides long. RefSeq lists its product as uncharacterized. Lineage: Eukaryota; Metazoa; Arthropoda; Insecta; Hymenoptera; Vespidae. The record is from RefSeq and is a predicted model, not a curated record.
UAGCUUAUUAUUUCAAAAUAUAUCUUUUUCCAUGGCAUAAUCGUAAUGCCCAACAUGAAAUAUUUAUUUCUUAUCGUUUAUAGCUCGUUUCAAUACCUCGAUUAAGAGAUAUUUGUGAAUAUAAAAUUGGCGUCCUACUUGGCGUUUUACUUUGUCGUACGCGUUGUUCACAUAUUUUUCUCUCAAUAUCGAUAUUUUCCAUAGAUCGUAAUGAUAGUUAAUUAUUUCAUAACUAUAUUAUUUAGUUAAUUAUUUGUAACUCGUUAAUCACUACCGAUCGAAUUGCGUAUAAUACUCUGCGUUCAUGUGUCUCUACUAUUGCGUGUGUAUAUGUGUGUGCGUGCGUGCGUGCGUGCAUUUGUGUGCGUAAUACGAUAUCCAAGAUGGCUAUGAAGAAGACAGAAGAUAUAAAUUUUCAUACGUUUAUCUAAUUACAGAAAUAAUUACUAUCGAGAUUUAGUGAAAUGUCGACGUCAUGUAUAUUGAUACAGAGAUAGAGAUAUAAUCUGUUCGUUUCAAAUCAAUCAGGUUUUAUAUCGUAUUAAUUCAUAUUUUGCAAUUUUCAUAUUUCAACGAGAUCCAUUACGGCUUAUGUUAACGUAAGAAGAAACGUACUAUGAAUUCGGAAGAGAGGAUGAUACGUAUAAGUGGAUACGUUACUGUUUCAUAUGUGGGGUACAAGGACAGAUUGCACGGAGGAAAAUUGAAGAUACUUGAAACUGGAAAAUGUCUUAACGGAGGUCCCUUUGGAAAAAUUUGGAAGCACACGUGUGGCGAACGAGGAAUAUAGUCGUACGAGAAUUGCGCUCUAAAAGCUCCAGGAAAAUUAUCGCGAUCCAGCGGAGUAGGAUCGUGGUGCGAACGUUUAUUUUGCACUCGAAAUCGAACGGUGAUCGCGCGUGUGCCUGGGAGCAGGUUUUACUCGCGCGUGUAUAUCUGGUACGUCAACGAGAAGUGGACUAACGAAUAAAAGGGAAGAGGCGGUGGAGGAGGAGGAGGAGGAGGAGGAGGAGAAGAAGGAGAAGGAAAGGACUCGAUUCGCAACGAAGCUUCGUCGAUUAAAGCGAUAAAAAUCUCUACGUGCACGGUACAGUGAAUAGAAAACAUCGAUAAUACGUGUGGGGGCACGCUUCUUCGAAACUUGAACGUAUUGCAAUGGAUCAUUUCUGGUUCGCGGUGUACCUGACUCUCGGUUGUCUCGUCGCCGGAGUUCUGCCACAAUAUAGAGACAAAAAUACCAGCACGGCCGAGAACGACGCGGUUCAAGCCCUCCUCGCCAGAUAUCUGCAGAAACGUCUUCAAGGUACUCAGCUCUCGACGCUGCCGCCGCCGGCCGUCCUCUUCAACUCUCGUCAUCAGGCAAAAGUCCGUCAAGCCGCGCAGAAAGACUCGACGAACAGCGACGGCUUAGCUCGCAAUUCUCAUCCUUCAUCUAGCUACAAGGAUAAUAGGAAGCACAGAGAGGACUACGAUGAUGAUUACGUGGACGAUCUUCAAGGGUUCGAGGACAGCGAUAGGAGCAGGACUAGAAUCGAUCUUCUUGCUGACGAUUGUCCAAAUUGCGUCGACGAACAAAGUAGCACCUUGAGCGCUUCCAGAUGGACGAUGCCGUUGUUGAAGCUUGGCGAGAAACGUUACUACCUGGGUAUCUUCUUCAAGGCUAACUGGUACAGAGCGUCGCAGUAUUGUCGUUAUCACGGUAUGCACCUUGCUAGCAUAGCCUCCCAAGAAGAAAACGACAGACUGGAGAAGCACAUCAAAGACUUCGGGCUUGGACACGAACAUUUUUGGACGUCUGGUACCGAUCAGGCGGAAGAAGGGACCUUCUUUUGGAUGGCCAAUGGACGGCCAAUCACGUUCGAGAACUGGAACGUCGGCGAACCCAACAAUUUCCGAUACGAGAAUGGCGAGGAGGAACACUGUUUGGAAUUGUGGAAUAGGGACGGUAAAGGGUUAAAAUGGAACGACAGCCCUUGCAGCUUCGAAACUUUCUUCGUCUGUGAAGUGCAGUGAAAGAGGGAGAGAGAGAGAGAGAUGGGGUCGUUGUAACAUGGGCGACAACCCACACACUCGUUCCCUAUACACGGAUAAUACAAACGCACACACGCGCACACACAUAGACGCAAGAUCUAAAGGGUAAGAAGGACGAGUACGAUAGACGUCGAAAGAGAAUAAAGCGAGAAGUCCGUCAGACCAAUUUUCAAACCUCGUUCGAGCCAGCCCAGUGCCAAAGGUUUUCCGACGAAUGUAACCCUUCAUCGAUCACUUUGGUUUCGUUUACGCUUACGCGACGCGCCACAUUCGGAUGGAAGGAGAAGAGUCGAAGUAUAAGGGAAUGAAUCGGAAUUUGUUGGCUACUACUGGAGUCGAAGAGAACGUACGGAUAAGGAAAGAGUUUCCGAAUUGACUGAAAAAGAAAAAAAGCAAGAAAGCAGUAUUUUAUUGUCGACGUCAUGCAGGAUAGUUCUUACCGUGUGUUUCUGUGUGUGCAUCGAUCUGUGUGUGUGUGUGUGUGUGUGUGAUCUAUGUGCGUGCAAGCUCGUUGUUUUUUCUUUUCUUUUUGUUUUUUUGUCUUUCCGUUUUCUUUUUUUUUUUUUUUUAUUUCCUUUCUUUUUUUUUCUUAUUUUUUUUUUUUUUUUUUUUUUUUAUUUUUUUUUAUCUUUUUUUUUAAAUGACAUGUAAUGUUAUUUUAUUGACUUUACUUUCUCGUAUGAAGAGACAGCAAGGGGACAUUAACAAGCGCGUCCUUUGUUAAAUUAAGAGGAAGGAAGAAGAAACUAGUAGUACGCGAGAGCGCGGUCGUGCCCGCUCGUCGUUUGAUGUUUUAACGAAUUAUAGAGUUAUAAUUAAAGAGAUUAAUUUAAGCCAGGAGCAAAGUUUCCUGGACAUAAAGCGAUACGUCAUCACUAUUAUAUUAUUAUACGACUUUUAGAUAUCCUACAUACCGCUUUUUCCUAUUGUUUUUAAUUAAUUACCAAAUUAGUUAAUUAACGAGAGAUAUUCGAAAGGAUAGAUGGUUAUUCUUUCAGGAAGAGAACACGCUAGGAAGCGUGUUGUAUGUACAUAUUAAAUAGAAACGUACGAAUGGAUAGAUACUUGGUUUAAAAAGCAUUGCUUUUGCCUUUCACCUUAUCCAAGUUAUAUAUACCUAUGUAUUUACAUAUGCAUGGCGCAUAGACGGAUACAUAUGUAUGGUACAUAGACGAGCUCGUUCGAAUGUAGCAAAUAAAAUCCAGACUUAAUGACAAAACAAUAAUGGCCGCUUUGAAAGCUCGAAUUUUAGCCAUCUCUCGCGGUCCACGGAUGAGUUGAAAAAAAUAUUACGCGAGUAACGUUAUUCUAUAUUUUCAGAGCGUACUAACGAACGAGAUGGAAAGAGAAAGAGAGCGUGGGAAGCCGAACGAGUUGGCGAAUAAAAUAAAAUACAAGGCGAGCUCCUGCAAAUGCACGCUCGUUGUAUUUUCAUAGAAGCACGAGUUGUAAAUUAAAGGAUCGCUCUAUAAGCUCCAA